AUGUCUCAGUCCGACGCGUGUUCGGCAAAAGAGCGCUGUCAGCUACGGCAGCGCCUGCGUGACGGAGCACCCGCCUUUGCAGGCUUCCAGGAAGCGGAGGUCGUCACAGAAAUGGGCGGUAUGUAUCUGGCCAAGACUCCGGACGACUCUGUUCGGCAGCCAUGGCCAGUCCUCAUCUUCUUGCACGGCGCAGGAGAGCGUGGUCACGAGGACGGACGAGACUUGGGCAAGGUGCGCAACAACGGCCCAUGGACUCUGGCAGCCGUGAAGCGGCUCUUCCUUGUUGCGCCACAGUGCCCGGAGGCUCUCGUUUGGCCUGCGAUAGCGGACCGCAUCGUGGCGCUCACAAAGCAGGUGCGCGAUGAGUUCUCAUUGGAUCCCAACAGGAUCUACAUCAGUGGUCUCAGCAUGGGUGCCUUUGGGGCGUUUGCCGCAGCUUCGGCUGCGCCAGGGCUCUUUGCUGCCCUGAUUGGAGUGUGCGGUGGCUUCACAAAGCAAUUGCCGCUGGAAACCAGUCUGAACUCUAUGUUGCAAUUGGCCAAAGUUGCGCCAAAAGAGGACGACCUCAGCAACAUCAGAGAGCUUCCCAUAUGGCUCUUCCAUGGCAUGAAGGAUCGCACAGUGGACCCAGAUGGGUCCAUGCUGCUCUACCAAGCAUUGGGCGGCAAGGGCCGUGGACGCGCGAAGUUGCGACUCACGAAGUACGAGGCUUUGGGCCAUCAGAUAUGGACUUCUGCCUACAAAACUUCGGACCUCUUCCCCUGGCUGCUGCGGCACAAGAAGUCCAAGCAGGGGGGCCUAGCUCAAGAUGGAGGCUUCUGA
Messenger RNA from Symbiodinium natans, 822 nucleotides. The record is from the annotation of a GenBank genome assembly. Lineage: Eukaryota; Dinophyceae; Suessiales; Symbiodiniaceae.